This is a messenger RNA of Drosophila novamexicana, 1346 nucleotides long. RefSeq names its product IDLSRF-like peptide. The transcript is spliced from 4 exons. The record is from RefSeq and is a predicted model, not a curated record. Gene Ontology annotation, molecular function: protein binding. The coding region runs from base 368 to 994 and encodes 208 amino acids. Lineage: Eukaryota; Metazoa; Arthropoda; Insecta; Diptera; Drosophilidae.
UAAUUCAAUCAGACUCAUCUGUGAAGCCAGAAAAAGAAAACGUCCACGGCGUCAACGAGUCCAAGUGAGAGUGACAGCCGUAACACGAACCAAACCAAACCAAACAUAACCGAUCCGGUGCUGGGGUCCCCUUCAGCUACUGCAAAGGACGCGGCUGCCCAAACACAAACUAACUAGAAAACUUUGUCAAACACUCGAGUAAAGCGGCAAACGUGCGCAUCUGAAAGUUUUCCCUCUAUUUCGUGCACCUCUUAGACUCAGAUAUAGAUACAGAUAAAAAAUACAUACAGCGACGCGAGUGCUUUAAUUUCGGCACGUUCUCAGCAAAAUAAGUACAUAAAAAGGCGGCAAGAGAAACAGCUGCAGGAUGUCCUCCUCCAUGCCAUUGACCAUGGACCAGCGACGUUUGAUCUGGCCAACAUUUAUUCUCUCGCUGCUGUUGCUCCAAGCAACGGCGAGUGCCAUCGACUUGAGUCGUUUGUACGGGCAUAUGGCAAACCCGAUACAGAAACGAAGCGAUGCCUGCCAUCCGUACGAGCCUUUCAAGUGCCCCGGCGACGGUAAUUGCAUUUCCAUACAAUAUUUAUGCGAUGGUGCGCCCGAUUGCUCCGACGGCUACGACGAGGACAUGCGUCUUUGCACUGCGGCCAAACGCCCACCUGUCGAAGAGACUGCAUCAUUUUUGCAGAGCCUAAUCGCCUCACAUGGACCCAAUUAUCUGGAGAAACUUUUUGGCAGCAAGGCACGUGAUGCCCUCUCCCCGUUGGGUGGUGUGGAAAAGGUGGCCAUCGCUUUGAGCGAAUCGCAAACGAUUGAGGACUUCGGAGCCGCAUUGCACCUAAUGAGAUCUGACUUGGAGCAUUUACGUUCAGUUUUUAUGGCUGUGGAGAAUGGCGAUCUUGGCAUGUUGAAGUCGCUUGGCAUCAAGGACUCGGAACUGGGUGAUGUGAAGUUCUUUUUGGAGAAAUUGGUCAACACCGGUUUCCUUGACUGAGUAGCGCCGGAUCCGGCUUCUGGAUUUUAUUAUGCACACGCACAGCCCAUCAAUCCUAAUUUCUAUUCAUAUCUGGGCACGCCCUAUGAUAAUUACAAUUAUUAGAAAGGUGUUGCAGCAAAUCUUUACAUUCAACAAUAUAAACCGAUACACACUAUUAAACAGACACAAUUCCAGACACGAACACACUCGUACAUCUAAUAUUUUCUCAAAACUUUCGCAGUUGUCUAUUGGUUUUCCAAAUAAACUCCUUAGUUUUAUGCUGUUUCUUGCCCGUCCAACGCUUGAUUUGCUUUCAAUUUUCAAACAUCUUUUUUAGAAAAAAAAAAACCACAAAAAUAAAAAAAAAAAU